AAUUUGUGUGGGCCUCAAACGUGGCCCGAAAACAAACGGUAGCCCUGCUUUACUGGAUAGAGGAAGGCCCGAAGGCGCAGCAACCUCUUGGAGCAGUCCAGCGCCCUCGGGAUCCAUAUAUAAUAAACCAUCCUCCAUUCUAGGGUUAGGUUUUUCGCUAUUAGCUGCUGCUCCAUUCUCGAAGCCCUCGAGCUCUCCUAGCAGUCGAAGCACCUCCGCUUUCAGUCACCAUGGGGAAGACACGUGGAAUGGGAGCUGGUCGCAAGCUGAAGUCCCAUCGUAGGUUGCAGAGGUGGGCUGAUAAGGCAUAUAAGAAGUCGCAUCUUGGAAAUGAAUGGAAGAAACCUUUUGCCGGAUCUUCCCAUGCUAAGGGCAUUGUUCUUGAGAAGAUAGGUAUUGAAGCUAAGCAGCCAAACUCUGCUAUUAGAAAAUGCGCUAGAGUUCAGCUAAUUAAAAAUGGGAAGAAGAUUGCUGCUUUUGUCCCCAAUGAUGGUUGUUUGAACUACAUAGAAGAGAAUGAUGAGGUGUUGAUUGCUGGUUUUGGACGCAAAGGGCAUGCUGUUGGAGAUAUUCCUGGUGUUAGAUUUAAGGUUGUUAAGGUAUCUGGCGUUUCUCUUUUGGCUCUCUUUAAAGAAAAGAAGGAGAAGCCAAGGUCUUAAGCUUAUGUGGAAGCCCAUGUUCUAGAUUUUCUUUGUUCUGGUUUUGAGAAUGUUUCUUCAUGCUAUAUGAGUGAUUUUUGUGAACCUGUCUUUCAUCUGUUUUCUAGAUUUUGUAUUGACAUUUGGAACAUUUUUUUUAUCCAAGGAUAUUCUCUC
This is a messenger RNA of Malania oleifera, 815 nucleotides long. RefSeq names its product small ribosomal subunit protein uS12-like. Bases 231 to 659 code for a protein of 142 amino acids. The record is from RefSeq and is a predicted model, not a curated record. The transcript has 4 exons. Gene Ontology annotation, molecular function: structural constituent of ribosome. Gene Ontology annotation, biological process: translation. Gene Ontology annotation, cellular component: ribosome; cytosolic small ribosomal subunit. NCBI's taxonomy places the organism in Eukaryota, Viridiplantae, Streptophyta, Magnoliopsida, Santalales, Ximeniaceae.